AUGUCGAUCUGCAAAUUCCAUGAGUCGGGCAAUCUAUAUGCAUCUAUACGCAUUGGAGAGGUAUUUCUUGCAUGCUCCGCAGUCGUUUUCUUUCCUAAGGAUGUUCUUGUUGCUGUAUUUCAGGAUUCGAGUGCCGGAUACCGCCAGCCCUACGCCUCCACACUUCCUAUCCCGACCCCCACCUCUGCCCUUCCGAACCAGCCGACUGUUCAACAGCGUCAGCAUCAUCAUCAACAGCACCAGCCUUCCAACAAGCAAAACGACCAGGAACUAACGGUGGAGGACUUGCGGUCCAUCGUCAAUCGUCAGUUGACGAACAUAGAGGCUCAAAAGAAGGACAUUUUGAAGAAGACCCAGCGGAUCAACGAGCUGCGCUCCAAGUUGAAGCCCAUCCUCGCCAUGCCAGCUAGCCGCACCACCCACUCCGCGACGGACUCACUUCCACCCAUGUAUAAGGUUCCCGAGACUGUCCUUCCCUGGUCAGGCUUCGAAAUGACUCGUGAGGACGAAGUCAAUCUGAAUAAGCUGCGGCAACUUCGCGGUCAUACGGAGCAACUAAGGCUUGAAAAUGAAGCCCUCGGUAAUUCACUUUUGGUCUUAUACAAUUGUGUUUUGUUUCUGGUUGGAAGGGACAAGGUUGAUAUGUGA
Molecule: messenger RNA, 648 nt
Organism: Dibothriocephalus latus
Lineage: Eukaryota; Metazoa; Platyhelminthes; Cestoda; Diphyllobothriidea; Diphyllobothriidae
Source: the annotation of a GenBank genome assembly